AUGAAGUGGCUGAUCCUCGCCUUGGUGUGUCUCCACCUCUCAGAGGGGAUGGUGAGAAUUCCCCUGAAGAAAUUCAAAUCCAUGCGGGAGGUGAUGAAGGAGAAGGGCGUACUCAGGGACUACCUGAAGAACCACAAGUAUGACCCAGCCAGCAAGUACUUCAACAACUUUGCUGUUGCCUAUGAGGCCCUGGUUAACUACCUGGAUAUGUCCUACUAUGGGGCGAUCAGCAUUGGAACCCCACCCCAGAGCUUCCUGGUUCUCUUCGACACCGGCUCCUCCAACCUGUGGGUGCCCUCGACGUACUGCCAGAGCCAGGCCUGCACCACCCACACUCUGUUCAACCCCAGUGACUCCUCCACUUACUCUUCCAAUGGACAGACCUUCUCUCUGCAGUACGGCAGUGGCAGUCUCACUGGAGUCUUUGGCUAUGACACCGUGACAAUCCAGGACGUUUCCAUCACAAAACAGGAGUUUGGCCUGAGUGAGACUGAGCCUGGCACCGACUUUGUCUAUGCUCAGUUCGAUGGGAUCCUCGGUCUGGGUUUCCCUGCCAUUGCUGCUGGCGGUGCCACUACUGUGAUGCAAGGUCUGAUCCAGGAGAACCUCAUCAGUGCCCCGCUCUUCAGCUUCUACCUGAGUGGGCAAGAGGGCAUUCAGGAUGGUGGUGAACUUCUCUUUGGAGGGAUUGACUCCAAUUUGUACUCUGGUCAGAUUGUCUGGACGCCUGUCACCCAGGAUGCUUAUUGGCAAAUUGGAAUUGAAGGUUUCUCUGUUGCCGGACAGUCCAGUGGCUGGUGUAGCAGUGGCUGCCAGGGGAUUGUGGACACUGGAACUUCCCUCCUCACUGCUCCACAGGCAGUUUUUUCGCAGUUGAUGGAGGACAUUGGCGCUCAGGAGAACAGCGAUGGAGAGUACAUGGUUAGCUGCAGCAGCAUUGACAGCAUGCCUACCAUCUCCUUCACCAUCAGUGGAACCAGCUUCCCGCUGAGCCCCUCUGCCUACGUGCUCCCGAGCAAGAGCACCAAGUGCGUCGUGGGCAUCUCACCCACUUACCUGCCAUCCCCAAACGGGCAGCCCCUCUGGAUCCUGGGUGACGUCUUCCUCAGGGCAUAUUACUCUGUUUACGAUGUAGGCAACAGUCAGGUGGGCUUUGCCCCAGCAGCGUAA
Messenger RNA from Emys orbicularis (European pond turtle), 1170 nucleotides. Its product is annotated as gastricsin-like. Bases 1 to 1170 code for a protein of 389 amino acids. The transcript has 9 exons. The record is from RefSeq and is a predicted model, not a curated record. Gene Ontology annotation, biological process: proteolysis. NCBI's taxonomy places the organism in Eukaryota, Metazoa, Chordata, Testudines, Emydidae. Gene Ontology annotation, molecular function: aspartic-type endopeptidase activity.